CCACCCAGCUCAGCAACCAGAGGAGCAGCUUGUGUAGUGAAAGCAGAACAAACAGCUUCCCUGGGCAUCCUUUCAAACGGCUGCAGGCUUGUAUUCUCUGGAACUUGCUGGCAACAUGAGAGGCUCUCUGCCCUUAUUGAUGGAGCGGGUACCACUUUGGGAUGCCACUAAAAUGUGUCAGGGCUUAGCUCAGAAUCUGGGCACUUUGCAAGACGUCUAAGCCAAGGUCCUCCUCCUGAAAUUCUGUCUCAUCCUAAAGGAUCCUGACUGGGAUUUAUGUUCUUUUUAUUUUUCUCUCAGCUAUUGCUGCAGAGCUCUCUUGUUUUUCAUUGCCAUUCUGCUCAACUUUCAUAGGCUUGGGUUUAACUUGGAACUUCUGCAUGGAUAUUGCCAAAUGGACUCAUCUUACUGUUUCAGUCUUUUUCCUGCUCUGGAUUUGCUGUUCACCAGAUUCAGCCUGCCUCCGUGCAAAUGUUAAGGUUGUUUAGAAAAUGUUCCUUCCCUCUGCAAGAAUGAUAGAUCAGCUGUAACCACGGCAUGUGAGAAAUUAUAAACUUGGCUUGAUCCUGCUGUUUGGGCUUUGCUGGAAGAUAUGAUUAUUUAACUGCAUUUCUUGAACAUUCAUCACCUACUAUUUAAGAAUAAAACCUCUUUGCCAGUUCUUGUGAUAGCCAUUUUUGGACAAUUGAAAAAAUAAACCCCACAACCUUCUUUUCAUGCUCCACCCCAUCCCCAAUUCCAAUAUCUUACAUGUUAGGGCUGGGGAGCCCCUUGAGGAAACAGGUAUAGAUUCUGGAUUGGAACCUUGGAUGUGACUGAGAGUUCUGCCUCAACUUGUGGUUGGUUUGUUUCAAGGUACCAUGGCCUUGAGUGGAAACUGCAGGACUUACCUUCCUCCCAGAGAACAAGGGACAGUGGCACAAUCCUUCCCAGAGGUAAUAGAACUGAACGUGGGCGGCCAGGUUUAUUUCACUCGCUACUCAACUUUAAUAGGCAUUCCCCACUCCCUGCUUUGGAAAAUGUUCACCUCCAAGAGAGAGUCAGUCAAUGAUCUAGCAAAGGAUUCCAAGGGAAGGAUUUUCAUCGACAGAGAUGGCUUCCUCUUCCGCUACAUUCUGGACUAUCUCAGGGACAAGCAGGUGGUCUUGCCUGACCACUUUCCAGAAAGAGGAAGGCUCAAGAGGGAAGCGGAGUACUUUCAGCUCCCGGACUUGGUCAAACUUCUGACUCCUGAUGAGAUCAAGCAAAGCCCUGACGACUAUUGCCAUAGUGACUAUGAGGAGGUUUCCCAAAGCAGUGACACAAGAACAAGUGCCCCAUCAUCACUCUUACCUUCAGAUCGAAAGUGGGGCUUCAUUACCAUUGGCUACAGAGGGUCAUGCACCAUGGGCAGGGAGACCCAAGCAGAUGCCAAAUUCAGGAGAGUCCCAAGGAUUUUGGUUUGUGGAAGGAUUGCUUUAGUCAAAGAAGUUUUUGGAGAAAGUUUGAAUGAGAGCAGAGACCCAGACCGGCCUCCAGAUAGAUACACCUCAAGGUUCUAUCUGAAGUUUAGGCACCUGGAGAGGGCUUUUGACAUGUUGUCAGACUGUGGAUUCCACAUGGUAGCAUGUAAUUCCUCGGUGACAGCUUCUUUUGUCAAUCAAUACACUGAUGACAAGGUUUGGUCCAGCUACACGGAAUACGUCUUCUACCGUGAGCCGUCAAGAUGGUCUUCAUCACACUGUGACUGUUGCUGCAAAAAUGGCAAAGGAGAUAAAGAAGGAGAAAGCGGGACAUCCUGCAAUGAAUUAUCCACUUCUAGCUGUGACAGCCAGUCAGAAGCCAGCUCCCCACAAGAGACUGUUAUCUGUGGCCCGGUUACCCGCCAGUCCAAUAUACAGACUCUGGAUCGACCAGUCAAGAAAGGCCCUGUGCAGCUAGUUCAGCAGUCUGAAAUCCGGAGGAAAAGUGACUUGCUGCGAACUCUGACUUCUGGUUCCAGGGAAUCCAACUCUAGUAAAAAAAAAGCAGUGAAAGAAAAGCUCUCAAUUGAGGAAGAAUUAGAAAAAUGCAUCCAGGAUUUCCUGAAAAUCAAAAUCCCAGACAGGUUUCCAGAAAGGAAACACCCCUGGCAAUCUGAACUGUUACGGAAGUAUCAUCUAUAGAGAAGUGGGGCAGGGCCAGGAAAAUCAAUUUAAGUUACAGUUUACUGAAUGAGAUUCCACUGGCAAAGAAAUAAAUAAUGAUGAUUUGUUAGGUCACAAAAAAGUUUAAUCUAUUACUAUGGUACUGCCUAAUUUGCUUAUUUUACCAAAACAUUUCUAAACUCUCUAUAACAAUAUUUUUUUCUCCCUGUGAUAGGAUCAACACAGCAUUUAUUCGUUAGACUCUUAUAAGUCGAAUGCUUGCAAUGCCACAGGCACAACAAAAUUGUCAGCUAACAAAACAUGUGCAAUAUGAUUGUGGCACCACUGAGCAAAACAUCUCUUAUUAUCAGGCAAAGCUUGUGGUGGAUGGUGAUUUUCUAAGCUGCAUGCCUUUUUGAGUUCUCUUUUACUGACAUUUCUUUGGAAGAAGAAGUCUGGGAUGGGCAAGUGCCUAUGAUUUUAAAGGGAAGACUUACGUCAUGCCAGUUUACAUUGGGAGAGAGUAUAUAUAUAUAUAUGUUUGUGUGCCACAUAAAAUAUUGGUCUGUUUCAUCCUGCAAUCUAUUUCCCCCUUGUAGAAUCAUGUAUAGAAUAAGCAUUUUCUCUCCCCCACCCCCACCCCAGCUUUGGUAUGUGUGUAUGUAUGGUUGUGAACUAAUUUGAUAUCAGGGGCUGAUCUGGAAAUUUAGGCCUGUUCUGUUUUCUUUGUUUGCACAUCAUGAAUGUUUAUGGACCACAGACUACUCUCAGCUUAGCCGAAAUAUCUGAGAAGACAAUGUCUACACUCCAGUACCAUGACAUGUACAAGCAAUACACUCCUGUGCAUUCACAUCUCAUUUUUUUUUCUCAGCAAUUCUGGAACCAACCUUUUCAGUAGUUUUCCUUACUCUUGAGGAAGCUUAUAACAUAGGCUGGAGAUUCUGUAAAGAUGGUUAAGAAAAGUACGCAUGCAAGUAUAAAUACUUUGCAAGGUUGCUAGAAUUGUUAACUUUUUCAACAUAUCCUGCUUCUCUGCCUUUAAAAUACCUUGCUGUGCAUGCAAAGAUUAAGCUGGCAAACUUUUUCCCAUCACUUUCUCCAUGCCAACAAAAUAUUCAUAUCCCUUUUUUUUUACAUGGCAGGUUUUUGUUAAAGGCACAGAGGCAAGACUUUUUUAAAAAGUCGGCAGUUCUCAUAGUUUUCAGUAGCAGGACACUUCCUGUCUAUCUUCUAUCAAUGGAAACAGCAACAAAGGAGGUCAGUCUCAAUUCUAGCCAUGUGUGAAGUGCUUCUUUUAUUUUCAUGUACCUCUGUAUAGUGCUAUGUAGUAUGUAAUAGUUUGUCUACUUUCUCCACUUCUCAUGCCAUAGAACUCUCAUACUUUCCAAAGGCACAGGGGAUAAAGGAUUACAAUAAAACACAGAAAUUGAAAAGGGAGAUGACAUAUGUAUGUAUACAAGAUCUAUCCUCUAGGAAAAGAGGGAGAGGAAGGGAAAGGAGUUUGUAAGCCACCUUGAGUCUCCUUACAGGAGAGAAAGGUGGGAUAUAAAUCCAAACUCCUCCUCCUCCUCUUCUUCUAUCUAUAUAUCUAUCUUGUAGGGUAAGUGCAUUGGUGGAUCUUGCAGCUAUAUUGUUGAUUUAUGGGAGCUUGUCAGGCACUGCUGCCGAGAUAUCUUUGGCCUAAACAAAUGGGAAGUGCAGAAUCCCAUUCCUUUUCAACACAGAUGCAAUUAGAAGAAAUUAUAGGCCUAACAAGAUGCAUUUUGCACUCUGACUUGCAGGAAAUUGAUUGUUCAAGUGACAGGCAACAUGCCACUCUGGCGGCAUGCAUUGGAAAAUGAAAUUAAAAAUUGAAAAGGCUCCAAAUGCACUCAACUAAUGGAAACAGCCUUCUCAGCACACUAAAAUUCCCUUUGUGGGAAAGUGCUUCACUUACUAGCAUCUGUACCAUAAUAUUCCAUGAAUGAAUGGAUGAUACUAAAGAUUGUUUUUGAGGAAAUGGAGGGAAAGGACAUAUUAUCACCACUGCAAAGAACAGGCUUAGAUGUGCAACCACUAUGCACUUGACAAAAAAAAUCUGUUUCCUCUGGGCAUCAAACAAACAUAACUGUUUAGCAGGCAAGAAAUGGUUAGUCUAUGGAAACAAAACUUCCAGUAAAGAACACACUUAUGAGAUUCUAUUGAGAUAAGUAUGACUUCAGUAAGUGUGUUUAGAAUGAGGAUGCAGCAUGCUAAAUGAUGCUAAGAGGAAAAAAUUAAGAUGUUCAGAGUGGAAUAGUGCAAUGAGUUCUAUAAGAAUAUAAAGAAUAUUCUCUAAGAGUUUUAAAAUACACUAAAUUGCUAAAACUUUGUUUGUCAGGACAAACAGUGGGAUCUUAAGUACUACUGGUAGAAAAAAACAGUUUAGCCUUCUAGUGCUGAAGUUGUAAGGAGGAAAAAGAGGUGGUGGGUGUUCUGUCUAUGUUAAAACACCACCUCCUGAUCUGAAGGUGCUUCACUCAAACUUUUAAUCCAUGGGACCUCUGUGUAGUUAGUUCUGAAGAAAAAUACUCUGUUGCUGCUCACAAGCACUCUUGUCUGUUUUUGUUUCAUAAGUUUCCCAGGUCAAGCCAUGAAAAUAGUUUGCACUGCUGCACCCAGUGAGCCUCAUAGCAAAUAAGCCUUGAGUAGGCUUCUCCUUGAUUUAAAAAGAGAAAAAGGAUUGGUGACCUCUGGUCUACAGUAUGUUCCUCUGUUGUGGAAUCAUACAAUGAAGGCAGAAAUAA
Molecule: messenger RNA, 4870 nt
Organism: Sphaerodactylus townsendi
Lineage: Eukaryota; Metazoa; Chordata; Lepidosauria; Squamata; Sphaerodactylidae
Gene: KCTD16
Product: potassium channel tetramerization domain containing 16
Exons: 3
Coding region: 861-2144 (427 amino acids)
Biological process (GO): protein homooligomerization; regulation of G protein-coupled receptor signaling pathway
Cellular component (GO): presynaptic membrane; postsynaptic membrane
Molecular function (GO): protein binding
Source: RefSeq, a predicted model, not a curated record